This is a messenger RNA of Drosophila elegans, 1556 nucleotides long. Its product is annotated as RNA-binding protein 34. Bases 47 to 1345 code for a protein of 432 amino acids. Gene Ontology annotation, molecular function: RNA binding. The record is from RefSeq and is a predicted model, not a curated record. The transcript is spliced from 3 exons. NCBI's taxonomy places the organism in Eukaryota, Metazoa, Arthropoda, Insecta, Diptera, Drosophilidae.
UCACACUGCGAUACCACACGUGUACGUGAAAAAACAUCGAGUUAAAAUGAAAACACCAAAGACCAAAGAAUCGAAAAAAGCUGAAUUAAAGCCGAUAAAGAAGGAGCCCGGCGUGGCGGAGGAGGGUAAAGUGGUCAAGAAGGCCAAAAACAAGCCCAAAAAGAAGGCGGUGAAAGUGCCCAAGGAGGAGGUAAAGGCCGCCGUCCAGGAGAGUCCCAAGAAGCUGUCGGAGAAGGACCUGGCCAAGAUCGAGAAAAAGAAGGCCAAGAAGCUGGCCCAGAAGCUGAAGAAGCAGCAGAACAAACAGUCACCCAAAGAAGCCAAGAAAGAACCUGAAACUACGGUCAAAGUUGAGGAAAAACCCGCCAAAAAGCAGAAAGCGGAAGCCAAGUCGGCUGCCAAGGAAAACCCCAAGGGAAAAGUGACCAAGAAAGCCAAGGCCAACAACAAGAAUGAAGAAGGUGUUAAGAGGGAACGCAAUCCCGCGGACGAAGCUGCCACCGUGUUUGUGGGCAAUCUGCCCAUCAACACCAAGCGUGUCCAGCUGGUGAAGCUCUUCCACCCCUACGGAGUGGUCCAAUCCAUCCGCAUGCGCACCGCCGGUGGCAAGCAGCUCUUCAAGCACAAACAGCGCAAGGGAGCCGGCUCCCUCAACGCCUAUGUGGUGCUCCAGAGCCCGGAGAUUGCACAGCAGGCUCUGGCCCUCAAUGGCUCCGAGUUCAAGGAGAAUCAUCUGCGCGUAACACCGGCAGCGAAGGCGGAUAGACAGGGACGGGAUCAGCAGCCCAAUGACGCGGAUGCCAAACGCACCAUUUUCGUGGGCAGUCUGAAAUACUCUGCCAACGAGGAGAAGCUUCGCGAAAUCUUCUCCAGCUGCGGCGAGAUUGACUACAUUCGCUGCCUCCAGGACGGCGACAAGGGAUGCAAGGGCGUGGCCUAUGUGUGUUUCCAGAAACCCGAUGCCGUGGGCUUGGCUCUGGAGCUGAAUCAGACCGUUCUGGACGACAGACCCAUCAACGUGGAACGCUAUCAGGUCAAGAAACUGGGUGCCAAGCAAGUGCGUGAUGCUGCUGCCGCCUCCGCAGCAUCCAGCACCUCCUCAAAGACCAAGGCCAAGAAACAGAACUCGGCGGGAGCUAAGAAGCGACUGGACAAGAAGAAGGUAAAGGAGAACGGAUCGGCGUCAAAGGAGAGCAAGGAAGCGGCGACGGGGUCUCAGAAGAAGAAGUCCCAGUAUCGGGGCGUGAAAGUCGACGGCAUCAAGAAGGCCAAGAAGCCCAAGAAGAAGAGCAACGACCAACAGACGGCUCUGGCCAAAAAGAUAGCCCCCAAGCCCAAGAGUUAAUUUAUGCAUAGCCUAGGUCUAAGGUUUUAAAUAAGUUGCAAUCUAAUCGAAGGAAAUUCGUAUGACUUUCUGUUACGAAGUUGACCACCGAAUCAGUUCCUGCAAGGGUUAAACAAUUCGAUGUUGACAAAGUAGUCGUUGAAAUAUUACUCAAAGAACACCUUUAAGAUUAUAAUAAAUUGUGUAUUUUUUUUAAAUGUGCAAAAACUUA